AUGAUACUUGAUGCAUCUUUUGGUGGGUCGGUUCUAUUAAGAACUGCUGAUGAGGCCAUUGCUGUUAUUGAAAACAUGGUUUCCACGAACAUGCGAAGCCGACGUGGGAGGACUCAAGUUCAGAAAAGAGGAGUUUAUGAACUUAAUGCUCAAGAUGCAAUACUUGCACAAAACAAACUUCUUGCCCAACAGAUGGAGAAUGAUAGGAAUGCAAAACUAGAAGAAUCAUUGCAGAUGUUCAUGCAACAGUCCAUCCAAAACCAAAAGAAUAUCGAUGCAUCUAUAAAGAAUUUGGAAGUGCAAGUUGGUCAGUUGGCCAACCAAUUGGCAAAUCAACAAGGUGGAAAAUUCUCUGCAAAUACCCAAGCCAACCCUAAGGAAGAGUGCAAUGUCAUAUUCACUAGAAGUGGAAAAGAGCUUGAGAUCACUAUGCCCUUGACCGAAGCACUACAACAAAUNCCUGCCUAUGCUAAGUACAUGAAGCAAAUCCUCAACAAGAAGAAAAAGUAUUUAGAUGAGGAAACAAUUGAAGUGCAGGGAAAUUGCAGUGCCAUCAUGCAAAAGACUCUCCCUCCAAAAUUUAAAGAUCCGGGGAGUUUCACCAUCCCAUGCACCAUUGGAAACCAUGAUAUAAGGAAAGCUCUUAUUGAUUUAGGGGCUAGCAUCAACCCGAUGCCCCUAUCUAUGCUUAAAAAUAUUGGUGGUCUUGAAGCCAAGCCAACACGAAUGAUGCUUAAAUUGGCAGAUAGGUCCAUCAAAUACCCUUAUGGUGUGGUAGAAGAUGUGGUGGUGAACAUUGAUAAGCUUCAAUUCCCGGUGGACUUUGUAGUGAUGGAGAUGGAGGAAGAUGCAGAGAUACCGCUCAUCCUUGGAAGACCUUUCAUGAAGACAGCUAAGGUUGUCAUUCAUAUGGAAGAGGGAAUACUGAAAUUAAAGGACCAAGAUAGAGAGGUAACUUUCAAUGUCUUUGAAGCUGGGCAUCCAAGUCAUGAGGAACAGACUAGCCUUGAAGUAACCGAUGAAGUUCUAUCUGUUACUAGUCUACCAAGGCAAGUUGCUAAGUUGGCCAAAAAGAACCUAAAUUGUUUCUCUCCAAAAGUGAAGAAGAAGGAUGGAAAUAGAGAAGAGAAACUUGCACACCAGCACCCUGUUGUGGAAAGUAAUGAACCCAAACCUGGCAAACCAAAUCUGCAAUCUGGUACGGCGCUCAAGCCCCCCCCAAAAAGGGGUGCUCAAGCGCGGACUGCACAAAGCUAG
This is a messenger RNA of Vigna radiata var. radiata (mung bean), 1257 nucleotides long. RefSeq lists its product as uncharacterized. Lineage: Eukaryota; Viridiplantae; Streptophyta; Magnoliopsida; Fabales; Fabaceae. The transcript has 4 exons. The coding region runs from base 1 to 1257 and encodes 418 amino acids. The record is from RefSeq and is a predicted model, not a curated record.